Messenger RNA from Ostrea edulis (European flat oyster), 2832 nucleotides. RefSeq lists its product as uncharacterized. NCBI's taxonomy places the organism in Eukaryota, Metazoa, Mollusca, Bivalvia, Ostreida, Ostreidae. The record is from RefSeq and is a predicted model, not a curated record. The transcript is spliced from 9 exons. The coding region runs from base 234 to 1589 and encodes 451 amino acids.
GGGUCUUAAAAAUAAAAGAAUAAAUCCACAUGAUCCUUGCUAAUCCUGGUUACCGAAGUUUGAAGACAGAAAUUCAGGUUGAAGGAUAAAAAAAAAACUUGAUAAUGUGAAUUUUGAUGAUAAUCUGAUUUUGAUGUGUGCUCCAUCUUGCUAGACGACAUUAUGUAGUGUAAGGGGAUUUUUAGAAUGGAUGGUAUGCUGGAAUGUCAUAGUGUUCUUUGGUGGAAUCAAACAUGUUUUUCGUAUUUUUAGGGAUUUGUUCUAUAUUAGGUUUAACGGAUGGAACGUGCACGUUUCCGGGGUCUUUGGAGGGUCUCUGGACUAGCAGUCACAAUGGGGACAUGACCUUUAACUCGACCCACGUGGAAUACCCUGUGGGAGCCACCGGAGGAAACCUCAUAUUCGAAUGCAAUGGAUAUGCAGCAACGAAGUACAUGUUGAAAUCGCAGACUUUCCCGCUGUUCAGCAGUUAUGCUGUUGCUGUGAUGUGCAUGGACCUUGAAGAAGUGAAAACCAAUCUCUACAAGAUGACAAUUUACACAAGCAAACUCGCAGAUGCUGAUUAUCAGAGAGUCAAGUACAUUACCACGACAACAACCGUGACCGAUGCUAUUGCUUGUGACAACACGGCCAACACCGAUUUUCAUCUCUUGCUGAAAAAUGGAUCCAUAUCUGAUGUUUCUACACAAUGCCCGGAUAUUCUCUUGGGAUCUUUUAUGUUUACUUUCAACGACAGUUCCUGUGAGAACGACACAGGUGCUCUGGAUGUGUGCACCGAUACCAGUCUCCUCACCUUAAACUACACGGCUUGUACCACAGAAGUAGCAUACUCAGCUGAUGGAAACAUGAAUUGCAUAUAUUCCUCAACCGUUGGUUCUGCUGAGAGGGUGCACAUGUAUAACUUGGACUCCACUACGGACGAAUCAACGUAUUACAGAUUUUCAUGCUUUAUGCUUGAGACGUCAGGGGAUAGAGUGAUCGGGACAAUACAUCCCCAGGAUUGUCUCAGCACUCAGACUUCGACCUCGGUUGAUUCUCCAGGGGCGACAAUUAACAUGACAGCCUCAUUGACGUGUGUUCCCACAACAGGGUCCACUCUCGCUACAGCCGCCAUAGUCGGAAUCGUGUUGGUGGUGUUGGUGGUCUUAACGAUAGUGGGACUUGUCAUCGGAUACUUCUGCUGGAAGGCUAAAUGUAAGAAAGAGAAAGUAGAGCCAAGGAAAGGACUCCCACCCACCAGUACUGGUAUGCCGACAUUUCUUUCCCAUCACGUGGGCACCGGAAAACCCCAAGGAUUCAAUUCAAUGAAGCGUGAACAAUCCAAUAGCACUUUGCUCUCUGACAGUCGUACUAAUCUGAUCCUUACCCCAAGUACAUUGCACCCUAAUUAUGUUAAUAAACACGACGCUGUGGAAAUCCCUGUGCCACUGGAUGCUAAGAAGAGCAUCUUGCCGCCUUUGAACGACCUGAACGGAAGUCAGCUGAGUUUAUUGCACAACGAGGAGUCGUUUAUGGCUAGCUCUAGACAACAAGCCUCCAAAGGUCACAGUAAAAAGAAGAAGAAAGGCGGAAAGACUAAAAGACAUUAAAACAUGUAUCAUGUAGUAUGUUUUAAUUUUGGUUAAUACUGUCUGAGAAAAGUCUGUAGAACUUGCAAAAAGUUUCGGACUCUGACGGCUGAAGUUGUGCAGGGAUAUCGUUGUUCAUGGGUUUGUUAUCUAUCAUUUGACCUUUUAUAGGUACAUGUAUAUGUACUCGUAAUACGAAAAAGAAGCUAACUGAUUGCAUGCAUCUUUAUUUUGGUCAUAAAGUGUUCUAUUAUUGACCAAUAUGAAGUUUGCAUUUGUGUUGUUAAAGUGCUUUAACCUGUGGAAGUGCUCCUACAUAAUUUAUUUUGAUCUACAAUACAUAAAUGUAAUAUUAUAAAUAGUCUUUUUUGUUUAUGUGGAAAAAUGAAAACGUAUAUAAUUUCUUCGCCGCUUGUAAAAAUUACAUUAAAGCUAAGAAUACUCAUUUCAUUCAACCUUUUAUGCUAGACUUAAUUGGUCAAUAUUGAUACCAAUGUGUUAUGUGGUUGCCUUCACAGACUAUUAUAAGUAUUUUUGCUGCUGUUCACAAAAUUAGCUAUUAUAGUGCGUAUUACCUAUUUCUUUCACAUUGAACUAUUUGUUAAUUCAAAAUUCAUAUUAUGAAUAUGUACGACACACUGGUAUAUCAUUAGGAGAGGAACUAGUAGGUUGUUAGAACUUGUUUCCAAUCCUUUGAUUUAUUCAAUAAAACAUGUUCAAAACAUAUCUUUUGUUAUUUUGUGAACAAUUUCAUAGUCAGGUAUAAAUGUAUAAUACUUUUAUCUUGAUAGCUGAUAAUUUGAUAUGUGGUAUUGAUUCUUUAUUAAAUCAUAUCUUAAUUUUUCCGAUAUUGUUUUUUUUUUUUUUGGUUAAUUUUUUCCUCAUGUACACAUUAGGGCUUCUUAUCCAUUUUGUUCUCAAUCUAUUGAGAACAAAAUGAGUAAGAAGCCCCUGUGAUGUACACGGAGAUGCAAUCCGAUAAUCGAUGAUAUUGUUAUCGAUAUUACAUCGACAUGAGAAAUUACAUACUUCCAGCCUUCUAUUCCCUUUGAAUUGUAUGUAUGUUGAUGAAUUGAAAGUAAAUGUACCAUUUCCCAUUCAAAUUCGAGUAAAACAGAAAUUUAGAAAUUGUAGUCCCCUAGUACAUUUAGUACAUCCCAAAUGUACUAGGGGACUACAAUUUCUAAAUUUCUGUUUUACUCGAAUUUGAAUGGGAAAUGGCGCAUUUACUUUCAAUUCAUCAACAAACAUACAAGUGCAGUUA